Molecule: messenger RNA, 1817 nt
Organism: Pan troglodytes (chimpanzee)
Lineage: Eukaryota; Metazoa; Chordata; Mammalia; Primates; Hominidae
Gene: MIF4GD
Product: MIF4G domain containing
Exons: 7
Coding region: 427-1305 (292 amino acids)
Biological process (GO): regulation of translational initiation
Cellular component (GO): cytosol
Molecular function (GO): protein binding; translation activator activity; RNA binding
Source: RefSeq, a predicted model, not a curated record
GGGAGGGCUGGGUGCGGGGCCACGCGCAAGAUCGAGGGCCCGGCGGGGCCACGCGCAAGAUCGAGGGCCCGGCGGGUCCGGCGUGGGCCCGGACACGGCCCAGGCGCACCGGGUGAAGGGGUGACGAGCCAAGCGAGUUCCGCCUGCGGCCGGGUGGCAGCGUCGCAGGGUCCCACGCAGGCGGCGCGGCUUCCGGGGCGGCCUGGAGGCCAGGGCAGUGCCCCGGGGGCCCGGCAGGUGGCGCGGGCGAGCCGACCCUUGCCCGGCGCCGCGCGAGGAGAUGAGCUCACGGCGGGCCCCGCAGCGCCGGACGCUGGUUGCGCGCUCCCAGGCGCCGAGCGGCCCCGGGCACGCGCGCGCGCCACCGGCCCGGCAGGUGCUGUCCUUAUUCCCAGCCCAGUCAAGAGCUACCGGGGCUGGCUAGUCAUGGGGGAGCCCAGUAGAGAGGAGUAUAAAAUCCAGUCCUUUGAUGCAGAGACCCAGCAGCUGCUGAAGACAGCACUCAAAGCCCCGUCUCUUGAAUGCACAGUUGCCUGCUUUGAGACAGAAGAUGGAGAAUAUUCCGUUUGCCAGAGGAGCUAUAGUAAUUGCUCUCGCCUGAUGCCUUCCCGCUGUAACACGCAGUACAGAGAUCCGGGUGCUGUGGACUUGGAGAAAGUGGCCAAUGUGAUUGUGGACCAUUCUCUGCAGGACUGUGUGUUCAGCAAGGAAGCAGGACGCAUGUGCUACGCCAUCAUUCAGGCAGAGAGUAAACAAGCAGGCCAGAGUGUCUUCCGACGUGGACUCCUCAACCGGCUGCAGCAGGAGUACCAGGCUCGGGAGCAGCUGCGAGCACGCUCCCUGCAGGGCUGGGUCUGCUAUGUCACCUUUAUCUGCAACAUCUUUGACUACCUGAGGGUGAACAACAUGCCCAUGAUGGCCCUGGUGAACCCUGUCUAUGACUGCCUCUUCCGGCUGGCCCAGCCAGACAGUUUGAGCAAGGAGGAGGAGGUGGGUGGCCCCAGCCCUGGCACAAGCACAGAAGGCUGCAGGAUGGACAGUCCAGCUCAGCUGUGUGUCAGCCCACUGCUCACGGAGGUGGACUGUUUGGUGCUGCAGCUGCACCGGGUUGGGGAGCAGCUGGAGAAAAUGAAUGGGCAGCGCAUGGAUGAGCUCUUUGUGCUGAUCCGGGAUGGCUUCCUGCUCCCAACUGGCCUCAGCUCCCUGGCCCAGCUGCUGCUGCUGGAGAUCAUUGAGUUCCGGGCGGCCGGCUGGAAGACGACGCCAGCUGCCCACAAGUAUUACUACAGCGAAGUCUCCGACUAGGCCUCCAAAUCAGGGCUUCCUCGCCAGCACUGGCCUUUCUUCUACCCACCUCUAAAGCUGGCAGUGGAGUCUCUGCCUCACCCAAAGACUUUUCCCUUCCAGACUUUGAGUGUCUUCCCCUCUAGACUUUCCCAUCUCCUGGUGAGAUGUUUCCCACUUAUGCCGUGGUCCUGCCCUGAGCCCCUUUCCCCACCACAACCCACCAGGGCCAGGCAGAGAAGGGCAACUCCCAAGAGCCACUGCACUGUGUAACCAUUAGUGCAACUACUACCUUGGUGCCUCAGUUUACCCAUCUGUAAAAUGGGUAAGCAUAGCCACUGGUGGGAUACUUUGGGAUGUCAAGGGGUGGAGGCAGAGCACAAGUCACACCAGAAACUGCUUUUUAUACAUUUUGUAUAAGGACAACUCUGGAAACAAGCCUAUUUCCUCCAGCCAGUUUCACUGAAUGCUGCACCACAUGCUACACCAGUUCAGCGUGAGAAUUUUCUAAUAAAUCUUUUCUGAUACUAAAA